Molecule: messenger RNA, 6283 nt
Organism: Bubalus bubalis (water buffalo)
Lineage: Eukaryota; Metazoa; Chordata; Mammalia; Artiodactyla; Bovidae
Gene: FEZF2
Product: FEZ family zinc finger 2
Exons: 9
Coding region: 1234-2613 (459 amino acids)
Biological process (GO): regulation of transcription by RNA polymerase II
Molecular function (GO): RNA polymerase II cis-regulatory region sequence-specific DNA binding; DNA-binding transcription factor activity, RNA polymerase II-specific
Source: RefSeq, a predicted model, not a curated record
AGAGCUGCCUUGGCAGAAUUCAGCUCUAUGAAUCACUUCGGAAAAUUGGUUCGACUGAAUGGCCUUAGGAGGAAAAACGUUUUAAUAGGAUCCAGGGGAGGUUCUGCUGUUUCAAUCUGCUCCUUAAACAGGUGGAGAUUGGACCGUCUCAAUUAUACAAACAGUAAGUACCCGUCAGCGGGGAGACCUGCCCUCGGAAUCCUCCUUGCUCGCAGCCCUGAACCCGCAGCGGAGUCGGGCUUUGCCUCAGAAACCCGAUCACAAAUCAGCGAUCCCGAUCAAUCAAGCUCUCAAACAGCCCUCCCGCUCAGGGUGCAGCCUCCCUCAGCCGCAGGCGGAGAGCGAGUCGGAGAGGGGGACGCGCACCCUCCAGGCGCCGAAGCCCCCAGGAUCUGGGCGCGCGGCCUUGCUCCUACGGACGCUACGGGGUCGUCCUUUGGCUGCGGGAGCUCUCUCCCGACCUCCGACGCCAGCCAAGGCGAGCUGGUUGUUUUUGCAUAAAUUAAUAUUUCCCCAUUAACAAGUUCCCCCCUCCAAACGCAGCGCCCGCGUCCCUGCGCCACAUCCUAAUGAGGUAAUUAUCAUUUGCGCGUGUUCGGGGCUGGCGCCGGCUCCGUGGGUAAAUGGCAGUUUAUUAGCACGAUGCCCAGCGCGGCUGCAGAGGGCUAAGGGAUACUUCGGUGACUAGACGGACACCCAGGGGCCCUUUGAGGCGGCGCGCCCGGGACCCCCUGCCCUCUCCGCGUCCCCCAAACCUAUAGGCCCCCAAAGUUGUGAAUCACGCACGGAACUCUGCCUGGGUUUGGGCUCCCCCCCCUUUUUUUUUCCACCGGCAAAACCAUCACGAUUCCUCCCCCUCCCCCUCCCGUCUCUUCCCUCCUUCCCGAUUCGCGAACCGCUCGCACUUUCCCGAGGGGAGCGCGGGCGCCAGUUGCCUCCUUUUAAAGUUUGAGGGGCGGUGGCGGCGGCGGCCGGCAGGCGCGGUGGAACACAGGGGCCGCUACAGGAGCCGCGCCGCCGCCCAUGUCAUUCCACUUCAAGUGACUUCAUGUGAUGUCAGCUGAAUGUAAAAGACAGUGAUCUCACGCGGAGGGGAAGAUGUUUGCCAUCAAAAUGUGACAGAGGAGACAGGCUGCAUGGCUCGGACCGCAUCUCCUUGGCGGUGGGGGAAAGAGACUUAGAGGAGAGAGGCUGCGCCCUGGCCCAGUCCGGUACGACUCGGCUCGGCGCGCCAUGGCAAGCUCGGCUUCCCUGGAGACCAUGGUGCCCCCGGCCUGCCCGCGCGCAGGAGCGUCGCCGGCCACUUCCAAGACUCUGGCCUUUUCCAUCGAGCGCAUCAUGGCUAAGACGUCGGAGCCCCGCGCGCCCUUUGAGCCCCGGCCGGGGGCACUGGAGGCGGAUAGCGGCCAGGGCAAGAAAUUGCUCAACCUCUGCUCGCCGCUGCCCUGUAUGAUCCCCCUCCAGCCCCUAGGCUACGAGGUGCCGUCCAAGACGCUGCUCAGUUACUCUGAGCUCUGGAAAAGCAGCCUCCGGGCGGGCGGCAGCGGCGGCGGCGGAGGAGGAGGUGGAGGCGGCGGUGGGGGGGCCCCGGUGUGCGGCGCCAGCGGCUUGUGCAAAACCAACUGUGGCGUGUGCUGCAAGGCCGAGCUGGGCCUGGUACCGUCGGCGCUGCCCGCGGGCAGGGUCAUCAAGCCGCAGGUCAUCAACCAGGCCGUGGGGCUUCCGGCCAGCGGUUCGCUCUACUACUUCAACUACCUGGACUCCGCCACGUACCCGCCGUCUGAGCUCCUCGGCGGCCACCUCUUCCCGUCCGGUCUCCUCAACACACAGGCCCCCGCUGCCCUGGCUGCGCACCCCAAGCUCUUUUUGCUGGAGAACGCCAAGUUGGCCGGCCUGACCGCGGACAAGUUUGCCCAUCCAGCCCCCUACGCCCAUAAGGAGCGCUUGCCUGCGCCGCUGGAGCAGGUGCUGAAGGAGAACUCGGCCCUGACUGCUGAGCGCGGUGGCGUCAAGGGCCACAGCAAGCUGCCCGGUGGCUCAGCGGACGGCAAGCCUAAAAACUUCACCUGUGAGGUGUGCGGAAAGGUGUUUAACGCUCACUAUAACCUCACCCGCCACAUGCCAGUCCACACUGGAGCCAGACCGUUCGUGUGCAAAGUCUGUGGCAAAGGCUUCCGCCAGGCCAGCACGCUCUGCAGACACAAAAUUAUCCACACCCAGGAAAAGCCGCAUAAAUGCAACCAGUGCGGCAAAGCCUUCAACCGCAGCUCCACGCUCAACACACACAUUCGCAUCCACGCGGGCUACAAGCCCUUCGUCUGUGAAUUUUGCGGCAAAGGCUUUCACCAAAAAGGGAACUACAAGAAUCACAAGCUGACCCACAGCGGCGAGAAGCAGUACAAAUGUACCAUUUGCAACAAGGCCUUCCACCAAGUCUACAACCUGACCUUCCACAUGCACACCCACAACGACAAGAAGCCUUUCACGUGCGCCACUUGCGGCAAAGGGUUUUGCAGAAACUUUGACUUAAAGAAACACGUGCGCAAACUCCACGACAGCGUGGGCCCCGCCGCCCCCUCCACAAAGGACCUGACUCGGACAGUGCAGAGCUGAGAGCUCCUGCCUCACCCUCCCUUCCAGUCCUAUCCAACCCCCAAACAGAUCACACGUAUAAACUUAUUUCUAAAAUUAAGAGAAAGGAAAGAGAGAGAGAGAGAAAAAAAAAAGCUAUAGCAGAAAGGCUAAAAUCUAUUUAUCGAAACCAGCAUAUUUUUGGAAAGCUAAACGUUUCCUCGAUGACUGGCAGCAAACGCCUGGCUCCCCACCUUUGUAUAUUCGGGAAACUUAUUUAAACCCAGCGCGCCGAAACGUAUUUAAUUCCAGGCCUCGGCUUCUGGCUUCUCCUCCGGCGGCAGCGGGUUUUAACCCCAGCCUGUCACGUGAACGUCCCGGAAGAGCGCGGCGCCCCCAGCCAUCUUUAUACAGCCAUGUAAAUUCUCCUGUACACACGAACACGGAAUAUAUACAUAUAUAACUCAAUAAACAGAAUCCUUAGUGCGUCUUUUCUUUUACCCCCUCUACCCUCGCCGCAAAUCAGCUCAGCAACCCUAAAGAAUGAAAAAGAAAUAGGCGUUUUAAGCAUUUCUCGGCCGCGCACAUGCGACGUUUUCUGAGGGCACUGGAACCAGGGUGAGGCCAGAUCGGUCCUCCUGCCACGCUAACGUGUUCAGAUCCCCCAGGAACCAAGGAUGUAAAGGCCUACAACGGCCCUCACGUUGUAUACCAAGUUUUUAUUUGCUAACUGUUCUGACCAAGGGAUUCUGGGUGUUGCCAUAUUUGGGUGAGUUUUUUAAAAAGAAGGGAUUCAAAGUGGCUAGGUGUUGGAGAGCAGGUUUGGGGUGCGUGUCCUAGAGCAAAGAGCCGCACCACAGUGGGGUAAAUGGCAUGGGCACUGCCGCGCCGGGGCGCUUCUGGGCACACCCUCUUGUCUGGGUGAUGUAAGGGGAGCCACUCUUCCACUCAAUCAUUCCUGGCGGCGAGAACUGGGGGCCAAGUGUCCCAGCCCAUUCCGAGCUUUAGGGCUCCGCGGCCCGCGCUGUGGUCUGAGGCCGGCCUCCGGGUGCGGGGCGCCCUGCCGCGGGAGGGCGCAUCCGGGCUCCUGCGGCUCGCAGCCGCCGCCGCCCCCAGCGUUCUGAUUACCGCUCAGUUAGCCCAUUUCCUGAAUAGCUAUCUCCGCCGCCGAGCACGCUGAUGAAAUGAUCUCACGCUUGCUUUCUAAGUAAUGACCCAAAUUAAGAGAGAAAACAGAGACCCUUCAAACAGCAUUACAUUAAUCAUCUAAUCAUUCCCAGGAGGGGGCCGGCCGCCGCCGCCCCGUUUGAUCCGAAUCUGGAUAAUCAAGAGCUCGGAUUACUGGCUCGGCGCGCCGGGCCUUCUCCUCCCGCCCCUAAUAUUCGCACUGCGAUUCAGCCCACGUUUUCUGGAACAAUGUUCCCCAGCGCCAGAAGGAAAUGUGGCGCGGGGCCGGGGAGUGGGCUUCCACGCAGCCUCGCCACUGCAAGGGCUAGGGCGGCGGCGUCUGGGCGCUGAUCCCACGCGGAUUCCCACUGCAGGUGGAGGGUAUUUGGAGGGAAAGAUGGUUAAUGCAAAAGGAAACUCCCAAGUAAGUCUGAAAGUGACUUGAGUGGGUAUUAUCCCAGAGCCCGGUAUACAGUAGGCGCUUAGCGCUGCUUGCGCCAGGGACUCCCACAACCAAAGAAGCUCACAUUGCCGGAGCUCUUGCUCCACGCCACUCAAACCAUAUUCUUUCUAACGUUCACAACCCGCAAGCUGGGGGGUGAUUAUUCUCACCCUGUGGAAGGAUGGAGAAAUUGAGGCAGAGAUCAAAACUAAAUGACCUGCCUAGGGUCCCAGGACUAGGUAGGGUCAGGAAUCGGAGUCUAGACUUUUAGAAAAUCCCAGCUGCCUUCUGUCCUCGUUGGUGGGGGAGGAGUGUCCCAGCUGGGACUCGGGAGAAGACGUUCGGCUGCUGGGUGGAAGUUCUGUCCAGGUCACAGCCAAAGGUUGGGUCCUCACCCCACCCCCCUCCCGAUUCGCAGACCCAUUGCGCGGGGAAGGAGAAUUGUCGAUUUUGUUUGCACAGAGGACAGCGACAGCUUCCUCAGGCUGUCGCGGGGGUAUUUUUAGUACCUCCGAUUCAGAAAUAGGAACGUGUACAUUAGAAUUCCAUUUCCUGAAAGGAGAGCGUCCUCGUUUUUUUUUUGUAUUCCUCUCCCCCUCCCAAGUCUGGGAAGACGCAGCCAGGGGAGGGGGGCGAGGAAGCGAGGAGGAAUUUAAAUGUUAGCUCGUUCUGGCUGCAUUUCGCUGAGGGGAGAUUGGGACCCAGAGGGAUAUGCAGAUUUAACUCCGAAAUCUCGGUGGAUGCCACAAACCCCAGGAAACCCCACAUUGGGCGAGGAGGACUUGGCGGCUAAAGAUACGGAAAUAGCGCCUUGCUCUUCCCAGACAUCUAUCCCCAGGGGGCUUGCGGGCUGGUUUGAGGAGUCCGAUCCUAUCCCAGUUUUAUCUCCUUAGGUUUUAUUAGCCCCGCCUCACAGAUACACACCCCUUCCCCAUUUCUGGGAGCUCCUGGGUGCCCUCCGACUGUCUCAAUCAAAAAUCCUUUGCUUCUUGCAUCUCUGAAAGGAUCCUUGGCAGAGGGGCUUCUUGGAGACCAGACACUGGCCAGGACAAGUCCACCUUCUUCCUAAAUAGUUCCAGAACUUUGGGCAAGUGGCAGACACCACAAAAUUUAGCGCAGAAGCCUCCUCUUAGAGAAUUGGGUUUAAAAAGUUGGCCUGCAUUCAGGAAAGGUGAUUCGGUUCUCCUCUUUCUCCUUAGGAAGAAAAGAUAAAUAAAAAAUAGAUGGGGCACUCCCAUCCAGGGAAAUAACUUUCUAACCAUCAAGUGAGAGAAUGGUUCUCUGAGGAAAUUCUUCUGUAAUGUUUUCACAGGAGAAAGACUAAAAGGGUUGCCCAUCUCAUAAACUGGAGACAUUUAUUUUCAGGUGAUGGUUCUGAAGAGGGUUGAAGAUCCCAUGUUUGCAAAGGACUGCAAAUGAGAUAAUACUAACGCGUGGAACAGGAGGCAUUUCUCUCUUGGACUGCUCAUCUCUCUCUGCCGUCGGGGAGAGGCUCAGUCCUGGUGAUGGCUUAACUUCUGACAGAAGUCACCUCUCAAAAGCAAAUAUGCACCAGAAGAAACGGAUCUCAGUAAGUUCUACACCUGUAAAAGAAUAAACAACCCAGUCUCCUUUGAUGAAUUUUUUAAAACAAGUCGUGUCUUGCCUCCUACUCCUGGUAUGAGGAUGCUAUUAACGUAACUGUGCAGCUGACUGGAAGACACUUCAGUCUCCUUUCCAAGAAUGGCUUCCAACAAGGCAUCGUGGAUGAAAAUGUACUGCUCCUACAAGGCAGAGGACAUGACGGUCACCGAGCAUGCUGUCAAUGACGAUGUAGGUGCCUGUCCGGCCCACACCAGCGCUGGAAGAAAGGCAGACCUCACCUAGCACACCUGCUGCUCGACCCCGGCACGGACCGCGGAAACCAUCCUCCGCCUCUCUAAGGCCCUGAGAAAUAACCCUGCUGUUCGGGGGACCCGGCGCAGGUUAUGAUGAAUGGAGAACGUCCACAAACGACAAGAGGAUCCUUCCUCCCUCUUGAGUCUUGAUGAGGAGGGAAGGCUACCUUCAUACCUUGCAUGAAAAUAGAGACUAUGUAUACUUAAAUAAAAUAUAUAUAAGCUA